UCUAUUUGUGUAUGUUUUCAAGAUGCCAGUGAUCAAAGAGAAGACAUUUAUAUUGGAAAUCACAUACCUUGUUCAGAAAGCUUCAAUGGUUACUGUAUACAUGGAAAAUGCGAAUUCAUUUAUUCCACUCAGAAGGCUUCCUGCCGAUGUGAAUCAGGAUAUACUGGACAGCACUGUGAAAAGACAGACUUUAGUAUUCUUUAUGUUGUCCCAAGCAGACAAAAGCUUACACAUGUCCUUAUUGCAGCAAUAAUUGGAGCUGUACAGAUUGCCAUUAUAGUUGCAAUUGUCAUGUGCAUAACAAGAAAAUGCCCUAAAAACAACAGAGGACGUCGACAGAAGCAAAACCUAGGCCAUUUUACUUCAGAUACAUCAUCCAGGAUGGUUUAAUGUGAUGACUUUUAUACCUACAUUGACCAUGUGAUGUACAUUUUUAUUAUAUCUUUUUUUAAAGAAUGGAACUAUUUAUUUCAGAGGCCUUAUUUUUGGACAUUUUUAGUGUAGCACUGUUGGUCUGUUGUAUUCUGAAAGCAUCAGCUCUAACAGCUAAGGACUGGCUUAGUAAUUUUCCUUUCAUGUUUUUGAAUACAGUAGUUCAUUUUCUGCAUCUGUAUCACAUGGUUAUAUAGUAGAUUUGUGCUUUAUUCAUGGAAUGUAAUAUUUUUGAGAACACAGACUUAUUUCACCAAUGGUUGUAGAUAAACAACAACAACAACAACAAAAACCCCACAUUACCUAGCAAACAAGGCAUGAACUAAAGGUAAAGAUGUUUACAGCUUACUUUUCUUACGAAAAACUAGGAGACACUGUGUUUAAAUACCGUAGAUAUUUAAAUGUUUUUGAAAGUUAGUAACUGAUUUUUUAGAUACUGCCUAUCGCAUGAAGUGUGAAGCUGUGUAUGUGUGUAGUUGUAACAUAUUUAUAAAACGUAUUGGCUGGGUCUAAGCACUACCGUCUUCAUAAAUAAUUCUGACACUUUAUUUUUAAAAAGUAAAAAUAUAAUUUCAUAAUCUGGGAAAUUACCCAGAAAAGCAAAUGGCAUUGUUCCAAAAGAAGUAGGUCUUAGUAGAUUUUGGUAUUGUAAAAUCUGUGUUUAAAUAAUCAAACUCACAUGAUUGGAAUAAAGCCUACUUUAUCGCUGUUAAAACUGCUUUAAUACUUACUAAACUUUUUUUAAGACAAUAGAUGUUUUAACACCAACAAGACAGAUUGUAUAGUGUUUGUGAUUUAAAAAAAAUUAAGUUAAUUGAUGAUUAGUGCUCUUGUAUAGAAUAUUUUCAAGAGCUAAAUAAAGUCCAUCCAAAUUAGUCUGCUGGUUAUAGUUAUAUUAAUAGACUGUUAGUUGUUGUUUAAAAGAUCCAGAGAUAAAAUGUGAGUAGGAUGUGUUCGGCUGUUUAACAUGUAGUUUAGGCUUUCAGAAUUCUGCAUGUGGGAUUUAAUAAUUUGUUCAAUAAAAAAUGCUUUCAACAUUUUAACUGAAAAAGCAUGUCACAAUACAAUGUUUUCACUAUAUUGCAUCUGGUUUAGUGUGUUUAUUUGUUACUUGAUGUUGUUGCCAUGAUUUGAAGACUGCUCCUUUUGGUUUAAAUAUACUUACUUUUGAAAACUGCCUGAAUUCCCCCCCAAAGGAAAUCACUUCAUUAAAAUGAGAGCAACAGUAGAUCUUAAAUAAAUAUGCCACUUGGCUUGCCUGCUUAAUUAGUAAGUUGCUUAACUUUCCCAGAUUAACACUAAUAACUUCAUUGCUACAGAAGUGUGACCCUUUACAUGUAUGUUCCAUUCCAGACAUUGCUUUCCUAAUUUUAGAGGUGUCAUGUUGCAAAAAGUAUCCAAAUAAUCAUAGAGGGAUUGUCUGUAGUUAUAAAUAUUUGACCAACCUCCAGGGGUGGAGUUUCACACCCCACUCUGAACAUCUCUGAGGCCAGCUGUCGAGCUUCUCGCAAGGGUUCCAGAAUUGUUCCCCUAUGAUUUGAACAGUCAUCGUGUGAAGCAUUUAUACUUCAGUUCCUGUAACGCUGACUGAACACACUCACAAUGGAUCACCAUGAAGUGACCUCGGAGGCUGACAAAAUUCACCAAAAUCGGCUCUCAGAUGUCACAGAAGAUGAAGAGCAAGAUGCUGCAUAUACAAUUGUGACAGUCCUAGAUAAAGUGGCCAACAUUGUACAUAGUGUACAGGAGAGCCAGAAAAGAAUAGAAGAGCGACACCGAGAAAUGGAGAAUGCUAUCAAGACUAUGCAGAUUGAUAUUUUAAAGCUUGCUCAGACUCACAGCAAUACAGGCUACACUGUUAACAAGUUGCUUGAGAAAACCUGCAAAGUUAGUUCCCACGUUAAGGAAGUGAGGGCCCGGGUGGAAAAGCAGAGUGCUAAUGUGCAAAAGGUUGAAGCAAAACAAGAGGAAAUGCUGAGAAAAAACAAAUUUCGGGUUGUAAUUUACCAGGAGGAAACCGAAUGCCCGUCUUCUCUGUCUGUAAUCAAAGACAGGACAGGAGGUGAAAACCUGGAGGAGCAAUUCUUCCCACCUGAUGACCUCUCUUCGGAUGAAGAAUAUUACAUAGAAGAAGGCAGAGCAUCCAGAUUUAAAAAAUCAGGCAUGAGACGCAUAGAUAACAUCAAAAAGGCAUUUUCAAGGGAAAAUAUCCAGAAGACCAGACAAAAUUUUGGCAAGAAGGUGGACAGACUGCGAACUAGAAUAGUGACACCAGAGAGGAGAGAGCGAAUAAGGCAGUCAGGAGAGAGGCUGAAACAAUCAGGGAUACGGUUCAAGAAAACUAUUUCACAAGCAGCACCAACAAAGGAGACAUUCAAGCUCAAUAAGAAAGCUAAAGAACGAACAGUAGCUGAAGGACAAGAAGGAAUCCAGGAAGCCGGCGUGCAUGCAGUCUCAGCGAGUGGGGCCGAAGAACCAGUGACAGAAGAGAUCUCCUACACAGAAGUGAUCACUAAAGUAAAGAAGGACAAAGGCAGCGGAAGAAAAGGUGCUUCUCCGCCAACAGAGAAAGUCGUGCUCACCCCUGAAAAAAUUGCUCUUAAACAGGAGGCAAAGGAGGAAGGAGGUGAUAACAUUCUUCUGUUGGACCUCAAGCAACCAGCAUAAAUGAUCAAGUAGAGUAUUCUGUGUUAUAAUAUGAGAGACCCAUAGUACUUGUUUACUUGGGCAGAUUGAGAGUUGUGUGUAACUUCUGAUUGUUAUAGCAGAAAAAUAUAUUGGUGCUGUUUUAAUGUGUGUACGUGCCACAGACAAUGUGUUUGUUGCCUUUUUAUUACUAGGCAAAGUCACAUAAAGAGAAUGAAGGGUCUCAUCUCUCUUGAUGUGGACAUGUAACUUCAAUGAAUGCGAUUGGGAGUCACAUUUGCACAUCACUGGGAGAUGGAAACCCCUUGUAUAUUUUAAAACAAAAGGAAAAGGCACAUAAUAGCCUUCCUGCUCUCGUAAGUUUUAUGCACAGUGGCAUCCGAAGAACAGCUCCAUUUAUCUCAUGCCAGCAU
Molecule: messenger RNA, 3491 nt
Organism: Pelodiscus sinensis (Chinese soft-shelled turtle)
Lineage: Eukaryota; Metazoa; Chordata; Testudines; Trionychidae
Source: RefSeq, a predicted model, not a curated record